This is a messenger RNA of Podarcis raffonei (Aeolian wall lizard), 1562 nucleotides long. RefSeq names its product dnaJ homolog subfamily B member 6-like. Gene Ontology annotation, biological process: protein refolding; positive regulation of proteasomal ubiquitin-dependent protein catabolic process. Gene Ontology annotation, cellular component: endoplasmic reticulum membrane; cytosol. Gene Ontology annotation, molecular function: ATPase activator activity; Hsp70 protein binding. The coding region runs from base 322 to 1104 and encodes 260 amino acids. The transcript has 8 exons. The record is from RefSeq and is a predicted model, not a curated record. NCBI's taxonomy places the organism in Eukaryota, Metazoa, Chordata, Lepidosauria, Squamata, Lacertidae.
AGAGUUCCUCUCCCUGUCCCUUCCUAUCUGGCAGCAACUGGGCCUGUGCAGGUGCGAACGGACACCUGCAGGACCUUAGAACUGUGCCCACCAUGCAGCCAGGACAGUUCAUCCUUUCACAAUAAGGGUCAGCUGUCCACACCACUGCCUUUUGCAACUCCGCAUGGGGUUACCCAGCCUGGUGGAUGGCCAUGACCACCUCUAACCUCAGUUGAGAACCCAAAGACAUUGGUUGACACCCAGAGACAAUAAUCAACACCUGGCUGCUUUUUUCUGUGUUUACAUCCUGCUCACUGGUUCUGCUGGAAACAUCAAUCCACCAUGGUCGAGUACUAUGAAGCUCUGGGUCUCCCCCAGAAUGCUUCCUUGGAUGACAUUAAAAAAGCAUACAGGAAGAAAGCUCUAAAGUGGCACCCAGAUAAAAACACAGAAAACAAGCAAUUUGCAGAACAGAGAUUCAAGGAGAUUUCAGAAGCCUAUCAAGUACUUUCAGACAAGAACAAACGUGACAUCUAUGACCGUUGGGGUAAGGAUGGGCUACUGGGAAGAGGUAGACCUGGGGCAUCAUCUAGGACCAACAUGAGCCCUGAUUAUAUGUUCCACUUCCGCAGUGCCCAUGAUGUCUUCAGGGACUUCUUUGGAGGACGGGACCCUUUCUUUGGAGAUGCAAUGCCAUUUGGUGCAUGUGCUGGUGGAGGAAAUGGGUUCUGCUUCUACUCUUCAUCAACGAAUUUCGUCAACGGCAAACAGAUCACAACCAAAAGGAUUGUUGAGGAUGGACAGGAGCGAGUAGAAGUUGAAGAGGAUGGAGAGCUUAAAUCUGUUCUUGUUAAUGGUGUGCCCACUGACAGAGCAUCCAUUAGAGAAGCUGGAGGGCAUCAUGGUGAGCCCAACAGAUACAGGUCCGCACCUCAGUUUGGUUACCUUGAUGACUCCGAUUCUGAACCCAUCUAUGAGGUGCGCACCAUCAGGCAUGCGUUCCCCAACCAAAGGAAUAAAGGCUACAGAGCAGGAAAUAUGUCCCCUGCAGAAGACACAGACAGCGAGUCUCAUGAUGAGUUCCAGACUGAGGAUGACGAUGAAUCCCAUAUCCCUGAGUUCUAGCAGCAUGAUGCACAUGAAUUAAAUCCCAUAUAUUGGUGGCAAGUCGGGAGGAUCUUGUUGCCACGUGUGCCUGAUACAAACACACUGAAGACACUGAUAAGAAGAAUUAGGUGCAAAAUGGACCCUGGGUGGAGCUAGGCAGUUGCUGAGUGGGGAGAGGCUGGCUGCCAAGAAAUAUGUCAUGACAACAAGGAGGGAUGGGCAGAAGGAAGAAGGGGGCAAUGCAGUAGUGAAUGCAACCCCUCAGGCGGAGAAAAAAACAGUCCCAUGCCGAAGGGAAUAGCUUCACUCUCACAAGUCACCAAUCGACUCCACCAUGGUUGAAGAAGACUCAGGCAGAAACAUGUCCUCUAAGUCUACUUGUUUACCAGUAUAGUGAGAACUGAAAAUUAUGGGAUCCAUUAGGACGGAGGUUAGCAAAGGGCAAUGGGCUGUUUAAUAAAGGUUGGGAACAGUGA